AUGGACGGGCGAGGGCGUGGGCGGACGACGGCGACGUUCGCGGCGCGCGUGCGUGACGGGGGGAAGGGCGUGGAUGUCGUUGAUGUCGUGGACGCGCUCGAGCGCGCGGGAGGGGCGGAGACGGAGGCGAGAGCGGCGAUGGAGGAUGGGGAUUUCGCCGAGGCGGCGGCGCGGUACGACGAGGCGCUCAAGACGCUCGCCUCGAGCGAUGCGGUGGAAUCGGCGCUCGAGUUACGGGCGGUGAGAUUGCGGUUUUCGUGCUUCGUCGGUCUCGCGAUGGCGUGCGCGGCGUUGGGGGAGCACGAGCGGGGGUUGGCGAACGCGCACGCGGCGUUCGGCGAACGCGCGUUCGACGAGGACGCGGAACGGACGCGCGAGUGCCUGGUGGCGAACGCUAUGGCGCAGUGUGGACUCGGGAACGUCGGUGCGGGGGCGUUGUGCGUUGUGGAGGCGAUGCGUCGCGGGCGGGAGGGUGAUUUUGGAGGAUUUCCGGAGGAGGCGACUCGCGAGGCGCGGCUCGAAACGAAGACGCGCUCGACGCCGCUGGACCGGUUCGUCAUGUUGACGAUGCGUUUGAAUCGCACCGAGGAGGAUCGCGCGCGGAUCGAGGGAGCUUUAGAUAUGCUAGAGAGCGAGGGUUGGUGCGUGGACGCGCGAGACGAGAGCGGGUACAACGUUCUGUGGGGUGCGCUCGCGGGCGCGCGGGCGACGCGAGAAGCCGAAGGAACGGAGGCUGGCGAGGAAGUCACCCCAGUCGUUCGCAUGCUCCUCGAACGCGGGGCGCGGGCGAAUCAGAUGUACGGGACGAGUGGAGACAGUUCGCUGCACAUGGCUGUCGUGUCCGGCGUCGCAGGUGUGGUGGAGGCGGUAUUGGAACACGGCGGCGACGUCAACGCGCGAGACGAUCGCGGACGCACGGCGCUUCACGUCGCGUGCGAACGAAAGUUGGCCGACGACGAGCGACCUCGCGUCGUGGAGCUUCUGAUCGCCGCGGGAGCUUCAAAUAUCAACGUUCGGGACGCGAACGGGCUCACACCCUUGCACGUCGCGUGUAAGCACGGAAACGACUCAAUCGUGGAGACGCUUCUCGCGGCGGGCGCGGAUUGGCGCGCGAGAAUUCCGAGCGGUGAAUCGCCCGUCAUGUUGGCGUACACGCGCGCGAAAGGGUCGGGGGUGAUUGCAGAGAUUUUGAAAUUCGUCGAAUCUCUCGAGGGUGACGCCGCGGUCGUGGAGGAGACGGAGUUAUUUCGUCGAGCGUCGGGCGCCAACGCGUCAUCAUCCCCGGCGGAGAGAUGCGUGCGAGAAGACAUUUCCCUCGUCAAGUGGUGCGCGCGCGAGCAAGUUCUUUCGGAUACGCUUUCAUCGAUCGUAAAUUGUGCGCCGUUGGGAAAGAUCGUCAUAUUUACCGCGGAUGCGUUCGAUAGCGACGUCGCGCGCGCGGCGGCGACUCGAGCGUACAUGGAAUCGUGCGAUUUCGAGCUCGACGACGCUGGUGAAACGAAAUCACCCGCGAGCGUCGCCGUCGCCCUGUAUCGUAAGUACGGCGACGUGCUAUCGUCGUUCAUUCGUUACAAUCAGUCCAUGUUUCCAAUCUCGCUUCGCGAAUCAUUCGCGGAUGAGAAGUACAACACGAACUUGCCUCUCGACGUUGUGGCGAGAGCGGUGUACGCGCAGAGUCGAGUCGCUGACGCGUCCGAGGUCGCCGUACCUUCGAUGUUCUCGCCGUCAACGCUGCAUUCGCCCAUCUUCGUCGCUUUCGAGUCCAUCAUGGCGCAAACGGUCGAACCGUCGUUCGGUUUCGCCCCCUUCAUCGUUGACAAGGCUCGAGCGUGGAUGAGCGCCUCCGUGGAUGCCUUGGUCGCCGUCACUCGCGGCGGCGCGUACGUCGCGGCGAGGGCAAAAGACGAUAUGAACAUCCCGACCGAGGUCAUCGUUUUGCGAGACGAUGGAGCUGCCGCACCGGCGUGUUUCGUCGAGGACGCGGUGACGAUGGACGAGAGCUCUUUUACGAAACUGAACGCGAACGGCGCGACGCUUCUCGUGGAGCUCGAACCGGGAGACGGACCGCGGGGCACCGCCUUACUCGAGCUCGCCGUCGACGCGUACGAUGGAGACGUCGUGAUCGUCGUCAACGCACGUCAGGACGAGGAAAAAACGCGAGCGAUACUCAAAUCUCGCGGUUUCGUCGAGCGCGAGACGAGGCGAGCGACGACGUUCACCGCGGCUGGGCGACCGUACGGAUUUCACACGUAUCGUAAAACCUAG
Ostreococcus tauri is the source of this 2265-nucleotide messenger RNA. RefSeq names its product Ankyrin repeat. NCBI's taxonomy places the organism in Eukaryota, Viridiplantae, Chlorophyta, Mamiellophyceae, Mamiellales, Bathycoccaceae. The record is from RefSeq and is a predicted model, not a curated record. The transcript has a single exon. Gene Ontology annotation, molecular function: protein binding. Bases 1 to 2265 code for a protein of 754 amino acids.